ACCAGCAAACAUUUCAUUGAUUUUCCUCUGCUUUUGAAACCAGUUUCAAGAGAAAAAAAAACUAUUUACUUUUUUUUUCAUAUAUAUAUUGAAGAUAUAUUGUUUUUUUUUUCCUUUUCUCUUCAGUUUCAUCCAUGGAUACUGCUCAAUGGCCAAAGGAGAUUGUGGUGAAACCGAUAGAAGAGAUAGUCACAAAUUCAUGUUCAAAGCCUGCGGCUUUGCAGAGGAAAGUAAGGCCUCAAAAGGAACAAGCUUUGAACUGUCCCAGGUGCAAUUCAAUAAACACCAAGUUCUGCUACUACAACAACUACAGUCUCACACAGCCCAGGUACUUUUGCAAGACUUGUAGAAGGUACUGGACUGAAGGCGGUUCCCUCAGAAAUAUUCCUGUUGGAGGUGGUUCAAGAAAGAACAAGAGAUCAGCUUCUUCUUCUUCUUCAUCAUCAUCAUCCAAAAGGCUUCCUGAUCUGGUUACACCACCAAGCUUGUUACAGUCUUCUACUCAAAACCCUAAGAUCCAUGAUGGGCAAGAUCUCAAACUAGCUUUCCCAGCUACUCAAGGUUACAGAAGUAUUUCUGAAUUGGUUCAAGUUCCCAAUAUCGUAGAAAACAAUAAGAACCAAAUCCCUUCUUCUUCAUCCCCUACAUCGCAACUUUCAGCUUUGGAGUUGAUUACUGGAAUCUCUUCUAGGGGGUUGAGUUCUUUCAUUCCCAUGCCAGUUCCUGAUCCAAAUACUGUUUAUACGUCUGGGUUUCCUAUGCAGGAGUUUAAACCAACACUAAAUUUCUCUCUGGAUGGGCUUGGGAGUGGUUAUAGGAGUCUCCAGGGGGUUCAAGAGUCAACUGGGAGGCUUUUGUUUCCAUUUGAAGAUCUGAAGCACGUCUCAAGCACAACUGAUAUUGAGCAAAAUAAAGAAAAAGGAGAUUCAGCUGGAUAUUGGACUGGAAUGUUAGGUGGAGGAUCAUGGUAAAGAAGAUGAAGAGUAAUAUGGGUCUUUUUUCUUUUUUUUUGUCCUGGAUUUUCUUUUUAACUUUUUAUUAAUUUGUUAAGGUGGGUGACUUGUAUGGAUUUCUUCAUCACUAACAGAUAGGAAUACAUGGGCUUCUUUUCUCUAUACAUGAGCCUUCUUUUUUUUUUCUCCUUAAUUAUCUUCUUUACUAUUCAAUUAUGGUGGGAAUUUGAAGCUAUUUUUUAGGUUGGCUUCACUAAGGGUGACGUGGGAUAUGUGUUAUGGUAGAAGAAGAGAUCAAGCUAAGCCUAGAUACUUAUUAGGGUAAAAAUGUAGCGACGAGAGGCAUGCCCCUACGGCCUUUAUUACAGGUUGAUAUCUCCUUUCAUGAGAGCAGAAGGACAACCCUAUGCAUUAUUGGUUGGCUUGGCACAAGUACAAAAAAUAAUUUAUAAUGUUCAACUUUGUUAAGGAAUUCCUGGUUGGAAAAAGACUUUGUUCAUAAAGUUUCUAAUUUCGAUUUAGCAAACAAAUUGUUGUUAAUAAUCUUGAAUCUCUACUUGGUUGCUGCAUUGGGAGUUUUAAAUUCUCUU
Molecule: messenger RNA, 1543 nt
Organism: Durio zibethinus
Lineage: Eukaryota; Viridiplantae; Streptophyta; Magnoliopsida; Malvales; Malvaceae
Product: dof zinc finger protein DOF4.6-like
Biological process (GO): regulation of DNA-templated transcription
Molecular function (GO): DNA binding; DNA-binding transcription factor activity
Source: RefSeq, a predicted model, not a curated record